AGCAAGACAAAAACAAACAAACAAAAUAAGUAUCAGUUUCUGUACCAAUCACAGUGCUUCUCUUUUUUUUUUCAUGUAGGCCUGCGUGCAAGUCUUUGAAAACAGAAACGAGGAGAAAUAUAUAAACAUGCCACCCUUCCGAGCUCACAUCCACACAUCCCACACAGACAGGCACUCCUGGCACCCAUGCCCUAGUCAUCCUCCUCCCAUGCUUCGGUGUCCUGCAGCAUUUGAUUUUGAAGUCACGCUCGGGAAAGAUUUGUGAGCGGGCCUGUUGACUGCACACCCAUAUUGAAUGGAUGAGGAUCUUCCCUUUGGAUGCCGGGAACGUCGGCAGAAGACCCUUGCCCACCACCGUUUUUGUUUCUCAACCCCUUUCGGAGCGGAGAGGUUCCGACGUCCAGUCUUAGAGUGUACUAGACCCAGUGCUAAGCGAAUUAUGCUCUACGCGACGCAAAGCGGUUUCUGCUGGGUGCCGGAUAGCGAAUGUUUCGUCACGGCGAGAACCGUGACUGUCCUUGGCCCUCACGGGGCUUCGCCGGGUUUUCGGGCAAUUACUUCCCGAGGAAACCGCCAAGGUAACUCCUAUGUCAGUGCUGCGGCAUACAUGGCGUCCACUUCCUUAAGCUGCAGCAGCAGGCCGCAGCUUGCACCAAUAUCCAGGUGCAUCGGACAACGUCGGUCGAGAUGAAACGACAGGAAUUAGUAUGCCUAGCCGGUUUUCUGAGCAGGCUAAACCACCUUACCGCGUACAAGCGCAGCCAGGAAUACCGAAAACGGGAGAGGCGUGCCAUUCCAAGGCUCGCAUGCGCGAUCACCACACCUUGUUCGUAUCCCCUGGCAAUGUUGCGCAGUGAAGCGCCACGAAUUCCCCGACGUCUACACCAUUGUCCACCAGUAUACCCUCAUCGCAACUUUAGGGGGCGCCCAAUACCACGGAGUAAUGGUCGUUGACUUCCAGACGGUGCUACCAAUGUGUGGCAUGGCUAGCCACACGGCACCACCAUCCGGCAUCAACUGGGCACAGUGCUUCUCUCCAAAAUAAAAAACUCGGAUAAGUUUUUUACGUAGUUUUUUCAUUGUCUUCGUCUUGUUUAGGUCUUCUGUGCAGGUCUUAAAGCCAAAUUUGUUCCUUUUAACUUAUAUAAAAGCCCCAGCCACCACACGCGCGUGGUCGUUGGAACCAAAACUCGGGACUAUAUUUGGCAGCGAUCUGGGGUCGUUGUUCCGAGGAAAAAGGUUCCAGAACCUCGUCCCCGCGAAGCCCUGCGCAAAUUUUGUUUUUUAAAAAAUAAAAAGUGAAAUCCGCAUUUUUUUUUGUUUUCUACACUAAUUUUGUCUUAGCGGUUUCACGAAAAAACACACAUAAAAAUUUUGUUUUUUCAACAUAAUGGCAGGUAAAAACUCUCGGGGGCGGUCGGUGGGCGGAAAGAAGAAGGUUCAAUCCCCGUCGGGACGAACCUUUUCCAAGAGCCCGAAAAAGACCGGAGGCAAGAAGGAGGUUCAAUCCCCGCCGGGACGAACCUUUUCCAAGAGCCCGAAAAAGACCACCAAGGAGCCCAACACAAGGAACAUUGGGCCCUCAAAGACCGAGGAGAAGUCGCAGAUGCCGCAGUUCGACCAACUGGCGGCACAAUACGCAACAGCGGCGGUGCUCGACAAGGCAAUUGCCGAGCACACAGAGUUGGCGGGGCGCUUGAUGGAGCGCCAUGCGUCAAUUCUGCAGCGCCAUUACGCCUGGGCGAACCCAGUUCACCAGGCGUAUUUUUAUUGCACGGCGGUGGACGUCACCGGGGCGGCUUGCACGUUUGCAAGUGACGCCGAAGAGGACGUCCAGAAACACAUACGCGAACGCCACCCCGGGUCCGGGGCCGUUCCACGGCGUUUUGGCCUCUCGCGGUACACGGGAGGCAUGGCGAACAUCGGGCCAUCCUGCUCGGUAACCGCGGUCGUCGCCGCGCUCGCCACCGUCACUGGGGGAUAUCAACAGAACGAUAUCCUCCGAAAAGCCUUCCGGACGUCUUCCGCCGAAGACUCCAGGGCUUUCCUCCAGGCCUUGAACCUUAGGCUACCAAACUCCCCGGCAGCUGUCCUGGGAGCACUUGCCGCACGUGACGCGGCGACGGACGCCUUUUUCGGAGCGACAGAAUGUCACGAUACAUUCUGUAAAACAUGCGGAACCACGAUCGAGGGACCGCGGGUGAAGAGCUCAGGGGUCCUCACUUACACGGCCCCGCCGGGCUCGCCACAGGGAGGCACAGCCAAGGCCUUAGAGAACGCAUUUGGACCAGAGGCGACGGACGCAGUGCAAUACUGCAGCGUCUGCGGCUGCGAUGCACAGCCGUGCGUCAAUAUGGUGCACUACCUCUUCCACAACGCCGUAGCGGUGACCGUUGUCCCGCCACCGACACAGCCAAACAACCGAGGGCUCCCGGAGAUACCGCUGGAGGUCGGGUUUGCCACCCGGCCGCUGGCGGCGACGCCCUUCAUCCUCCACGCCGCACUGUGUGUAACCACGCCGACGCACCUGGUCGCAUACGUCGCCGAGCGGGUGGAGGAAACCACGUACUGGCAUUUGUAUGACGGAACCGUUCAUACAAAAGGAGUCAAGGCUCCGGACGCAGCAAAGGUUCGCAUGCUGCUCUACCUGCCAGUUCCGAUCCGCCACGACGUCGGAGAGGGGGACAACGAAGACGAAGAGCACAGUAACGGUCGGCCGGCGGGCGCGCCGCCGCCGCCGCCGCCGCCGCCGCCACCGCCCACUAGCCUAGGGACGGAUGAGUAUGGUCACGAGUUGUUCGGGAUUGUUCUGCCGGAGGGAUCCGCAGACACAGUCCCAGACGACGAGGACGAGGCGGAGGAAGACCAACCCACCGCCCCAUCACCACACCCCCUCCCAAACCACCCCCUCACCAUCCCUGACACUCCCCCGGCCAGGAGGGCUGAAGAAGAUGGGGAGGACGGCACUAGCUCGGAUGACAUCGAGCUGGUGCAGCCGGAGGGGCAGUUUCUGCACGGAGACAACGUGCAUAUUGCCCCAGCAGAAGGGCUCAGCUGCCCGUUCUGCGCCCACCGCUGGACCUCGGCCGCACGCCGGGCCCAGCAGACGGACCACGCCAACCACACCCAUGGCCAAGAACGGUGUGGUGCCGAGGCCCUGAAGCGGGCAGGACUGGACCGCUGCCUCGUGUGCGGGCAGUUCGUCGUUGCGUCCCGGCGCGGACGCGCAGCACACCUCCCCAAGUGCGGACCGUACGAGACGCGUGCGGUUCGCAACAGCAAGCGGGCACGGCAAGACCCUGCCACGCCCGUGGAAGGGGAGGACGACGUCGCGGACACGCCGCCGACGGUGGCGCCACAGCAAAGGCGCCGCGAGCCACCCACCGAGGAGGACCUCGAGUGGGUGAAGACGUGCCCCCCCACCAUCCGCACCCUGCGCAAGCAGGAGUGGGGGGUUUGGUGUGAAGCCGUGGGCCAGACGCUCCUGGGCUACACGGCUGCGACGCAGCAGGAGCGCCACCGACGCCAGAUCGCCAUGACGACUCUGGUGCGCACUCGACUGGCCAAGCCACAGCCGGAGGGUGCCGAGGAGGCGCCGAGGAGCGGCACCGAGGGGGUUGCGGCUGGCGACGACCAACGCCAGCGCAACACGGAGGAGGAGCUGCCCACGACACGGCAGCUCACGCCGGAGGAGAAGCGCAACAAGCGCAUCCUCCACCAGAUUUCCCUCGGUGCACUGGGGAAGGCGGCACGGACGCUCUUCCACGCACAGCUGCCGCGCGCCCGCGUCAGCGACGUGGUGGAGCAGCUGCAGGAACUGCACCCCCAGGAGGACCCGGCUGGUCACCCCAUGCCGCCGCAGGUCCCGUUCAUGCACGGCCUGAAGCCCGAGAAGGUCUCGAGGGCCAUCGUGCAGCGUCUCGGUCGCGCGUCCGCACCGGGACUCGACGGGUGGACGCGGGAGUUGCUGAUCCCAGUAGCAGAGAACAAGAAUCUGCUACAGGAGUUCACGACGCUCCUGCAGGACAUCCUCUCAGGAAGGGUGUCGCCAUCCUUCGCGUUCAGGCUGCGGGCCUGUGUUCUUCACCCGUUUCUGAAGGAAGCGGGGUCGCCGAAGGUCCGGCCGAUCACGCCGGAGUCGGCGAUUCUCAAGAUCGCCUCACACGUCGCCCUCGACGCGGUACCAAAGUCAUUCCGGGAGGUCUUCCGCGGGUGGCAGUUUGGGGUGUGGGGUGACGCAGCCGCUGCAGUCAAGCAGAUCCGGGCAGCGUACGCGAGCGCGUCAGCCGACACGCUGGUCGCUUUAGACGCGACAAACGCGUACAACCGAAUGUCCCGCGCGCACAUCCUGAGUGCGUUCUACUCCCACGAGGAGUUGCGCCCCGCGUUCGGGGUGGUGGACAUCGCACUGGGAGAACCGGGUGCCCUCGGCGUCUACGAGCACGGACGCCGGACGCAAGAGCUGGCGUCGACGCGGGGUGUCCGACAGGGGAUGGUCCUGGGGCCGCUCCUCUUUGCCACAGCAAUGGAGGAGGUACUGCGCCCGCUCAUCGCCAGCCACAAGACGGUGAAGGUCACCGCAUACCUGGACGACCUGACGGUCGUCGGCCCGCGCAGGGAUGUCCAGCUGUUCCUGGACGCUGCUGGUCCCCUGCUGUCGAAUGUUGGGUUUGACAUCAAUCCGGCGAAAAGCCACCACCUGUCCAAAAUGGUGGCGCCGGUCCCGGUGACGGUGGCAGGCACGGUCGUGCCGGUCGCCACAGACGUUGUUCGGAUCCUCGGAGCUGGGUUGCAGGGCAACAGCGCACCGGUAGAGGAGUGGGUGUGGGAUAAGACCCAGAAAUACGAGUCUUACUUCGCGGCGCUUGAGGACGACAAGUUGCCGCGCCACUCCAGGCUCAACCUCCUGAGGGCAUCCGCCCUCCCUCGUCUCACGUUCCUCCUGCGGACACACUGCCCGCAGGAGUUGGAGCGCAGCGCCACCUGGUUUGAUCAACGGGUGCUGCGGGUGCUGUCGGCGCUGGUGGGCGACGCGGCACCAGACAACACCGCCCACCUCAUCGCCAAGCUGCCCAUGGUCAUGGGCGGCCUAGGCCUGCGGUCGCAGACCGCCAUCUCGAAGUUCGCGGCGGCCAGCGUAGGCCGGAAAAGCGCGCAGCGGGACCAGACCCGCGUCGUUGACAAAGAGGUCCGCGAGACCCUACUUCCUCUCCUUUCGGAGCCUUGCCUCGCCCUCCUCAAAGCCAAUGCCGCCCCUGGUGCCACGCGCGCGCUGGUGGACCCCGCCGUCCAUCUUCCGGACUCCGCGUUCGAGGUGAUGAUCCGCCAGCGACUCAUGCUGCGGGUACUUCGUCCCGGUGUGUGUUGUGCAUGCGGCGCCGACGCAGACAACGCACACGUGAAUGUGUGCCCUGCCCUGCCGGGUGGGCCACGCAUCAGCCGCCACAAUCGCGUCGUCAUGGCCAUCGACGCGUGGGCGAAGCAGCUGGGGCUCUCCACGGUCGUGGAACCCCGGGUCGGGACAGCCAACCGCGAGCGGCUGGACCUGACCAUUGCGACCGCGGGGGAGACAUUCGCGACGGACGUCGUCGUCACCUACCCCGGUCGCUCGUGCGGCGACGCCCAGAGCCCUCUCCAACAGUCACACGGGGAGAAAAAGCGCAAGUGGGCCAACUGGGCGCACGAGAGCGGCACCGUGUUCGCACCGGUGUCGCUGGAGUCCACCGGCGGACUCCACAAGGAAAGCUUCGCGUGGAUGUUAGCUGUUGCCGGGUCGAUGCCCUUCCCCUACUCAGCCCGGACGGCACUGAGCGAGCUCCUGUCGGCGGUCUGUCAGGCAGUCCACGAGGGGAAUUCCUUCCAGUUCGCCGCUGUGAAGAAUGUGUGGGCACGGUCGCUGCAGAGGAGAGUGGAUUGAGGGAUGGGUCGGCAAAGGCGGCCCCGGAUGUGGUAGCUUCCGGUUGUUACUUUUCAUAUAAGCUCACUUGUUGGAGCAAUAGUGUACUGGACUGCGCCUCGCUUUCCCACCUCUAAGUGGAUCGCUGGCGCAAUCGCCUCUUUGCUUCCGUAGUUUGUGCUUGUGUUUUUUGUUUUCUUGUUUCUUUUUCUUUUUCGUUUUCCUUUUUCCAUCGCUGUACUGUUCUUUCUCGUUUUUACUAUUUGAAUAAACCCAUGAUUACUUCCACUGGUCUGAAUAGGGCUUUGCACUAACAUAGGGCGCUGGGUUUUUGGAACGCUAAUUAAGUUCGUUUUUCAGUCCUCAUGGCAAAGACUGGUGCCACGCGUUGGCUGGAGCGUGACCCAAAAAAAAAAAAAAUAAAAAAAAAAAAAUAUA
This is a messenger RNA of Leptomonas pyrrhocoris, 6334 nucleotides long. RefSeq lists its product as hypothetical. NCBI's taxonomy places the organism in Eukaryota, Euglenozoa, Kinetoplastea, Trypanosomatida, Trypanosomatidae. The transcript has a single exon. The record is from RefSeq and is a predicted model, not a curated record. The coding region runs from base 1391 to 5917 and encodes 1508 amino acids.